Molecule: messenger RNA, 408 nt
Organism: Staurois parvus
Lineage: Eukaryota; Metazoa; Chordata; Amphibia; Anura; Ranidae
Source: the annotation of a GenBank genome assembly
CAGAUCCGAGGGACACAUCAUUUGCCGGGAGCCGACACAGACUGGCUUUUGACAGGAAACCGAGUUCAAAGUGGACAUUAUCAAACCAGUGAUCACAAUGGUAGAGGGGUUGUCCCUCACAUUGAUCCCUUAGGUCACAGAAUGUUAAGUGCUGGCAAAGGAAAAAAUAAGUUCCCUUGGGAAAACCAAGUCCCUGGAGUCACUGAUAUGUUUCCAGGAACUCACAACGCAGAUCAGCUGUCUUCCGUGUUCGAUGUGCAUCAUACGCCGAUUGUGAAAACCCCAACGGCAAAGGUCAGAAAUUCUUCUGCCAAGCAGGCAUCUGCCACAUUCAGCAUGCAAAAGGAGCCCUUGCCUGCAUUCACUGGUAAUGAUGAUGCUCCAGUUCCACUCAAAGCUUCACUUGUG